AUGCGUGCUUUUCUGGCGAUUUGGUCAGAGGACGGCCGGCGGUCGGUGAUUCCGCUGUCAAGGAGGAGGAAAAACAAGCCUCUCGACUACUUGAGUAAAGCUCUCCGGGACAUCCAUGUGUUCAUUUCCACCGUGGUCAUAUGCUUCUUCCUCCUCAACACUCGGGUGCUCCUCAACUCGUUGUCGGACAUUCCUUUGCGAGCCUCCGACCAUCCUUCAAAUUUCCUCUUCCACUUCGUUCACGACGGCAGAAUGUGCCUCGCUCACCAUCUUGAUAUUGGUCAUGUUGUCAACACUCUCGAUUGUGGUUAA
Molecule: messenger RNA, 312 nt
Organism: Striga asiatica
Lineage: Eukaryota; Viridiplantae; Streptophyta; Magnoliopsida; Lamiales; Orobanchaceae
Source: the annotation of a GenBank genome assembly